AUGUCUUCCAAGGAUACUGCCUCCGGCUUGCCAGCCCAGAACAAAUCCACGUGGUCGAGCUUUCUCAAGUCAAUCGCCUCGUUCAACGGUGACCUUUCUUCUCUGACUGCACCUCCUUUCAUUCUCUCCGGAACAUCCCUCACCGAAUACUCUGCCUACUGGGCCGAGCACCCCGCCCUAUUUGUCGCUCCGGCACGGGAAGCCGACCCGGAGAAGCGAGCUCUCGCUGUUCUGAAAUGGUUCCUUAGCACUCUUCGCCAACAGUACUGCAGCCGGAGCGAGAAACUAGGCAGUGAGAAGAAGCCUCUCAACCCGUUCCUCGGAGAGCUGUUUCUCGGCAAGUGGGAUAGCGAUGCGAAUAUCGGCGAAACUACUUUGAUUAGCGAACAAGUCAGUCACCAUCCUCCAGCGACUGCUUAUGCUAUCCGGAAUGAGAAGCAUGGUGUUCAGCUGCAAGGAUACAAUGCGCAGAAGGCCUCAUUUUCCAGCACUAUUUACAUCAAGCAGAUUGGACAUGCUUUGUAUACCCUAACACCCCCCGGCGCCGACAAAAACGACCCAGCUCAGCAGGAGAAAUAUGUCAUCACCCUCCCCGCCCUCCAUGUCGAAUCGCUGAUCUACGGAAACCCCUUCAUGGAACUUGAAAAGUCGACCUACAUCGUCAGCAGUACCGGCUACAUCUCGAAGAUCAGCUAUUCUGGGAAAGGCUGGGUGAGCGGCAAGAAGAAUACCUUCACGGCUAGUCUAUACAAAGAAAGCGAGGGCGAAAAGAAGCCCCUAUACACCGUAGAUGGGCAAUGGUCUAAUACAUUCACGAUCAAGGAUGCUCGAAUCAAGAAAGACGUGGAGACUGUAUCAGUUCAGGAUCUGCAAACCACCCCACUUACGCUUGCGCCUAUCGAAGAACAGGACCUGUACGAAAGCCGCCGCGCCUGGAGCGACGUCGCAGCAAACAUCGAAACAGGGAACAUGGACGCCGUCUCCGCAGCCAAAGGCAAGAUAGAAAAUGCGCAGCGGGAGCUCCGCAAGGUCGAAAAGGCCGAAGGCCGCGAAUGGGAGCGCCGCUUCUUCGAACGUGUCGACGAGAAUCAGGACCAGCAGUUCUUGGAGCUCGCGAGAAAGGCUGGAUUGACCUCUUUGGAGAGCGACAAAACGGGCGGCGUUUGGCGAUUCAGCCCAGAGAAGGCUGCCAACGCGGAGCCUCCGUACCAUAAGGUCGGUGGAGAAGGCCUUGGUGUCUCAAACUGA
Molecule: messenger RNA, 1248 nt
Organism: Aspergillus nidulans FGSC A4
Lineage: Eukaryota; Fungi; Ascomycota; Eurotiomycetes; Eurotiales; Aspergillaceae
Product: OSBP family protein
Exons: 4
Coding region: 1-1248 (415 amino acids)
Biological process (GO): intermembrane lipid transfer; sterol transport
Molecular function (GO): lipid binding
Source: RefSeq, a predicted model, not a curated record